Messenger RNA from Cynara cardunculus var. scolymus (artichoke), 1180 nucleotides. RefSeq names its product josephin-like protein. The coding region runs from base 117 to 662 and encodes 181 amino acids. Gene Ontology annotation, molecular function: cysteine-type deubiquitinase activity. Gene Ontology annotation, biological process: protein deubiquitination. The transcript has 2 exons. NCBI's taxonomy places the organism in Eukaryota, Viridiplantae, Streptophyta, Magnoliopsida, Asterales, Asteraceae. The record is from RefSeq and is a predicted model, not a curated record.
CCAACUCCAGAGUGCGAUUAAUUAUUUAACUUGUAUUCUUAUGGCGGUUUUGCCUCUCUCUCUAUCGAAACCCUCGCGGUAAAACCCCAUAUUUUACACUAGCUGCAAAAGAAUUCAUGGCGGAUGAAAAGAAGCAGAUAUAUCAUGAAAGGCAGAAGUUACAAUUUUGCCUGCUACACUCGCUCAACAAUCUUUUCCAGGAGAAGCAUGCAUUUACACGAAAAGAUUUGGAUGAUAUAGCUGAAAAACUUGUCCUAGAAGAUCCAUACAAAGGAAAUUGGACACCCUUUUCGGUUAUCUUCAAGCCUCAUCAUAAUUCACUAACAGGUAACUAUGAUAUAAAUGUGUUAAUUUCUGCGGUGGAAGGAAAGGGGAAGCGGGUAGUUUGGCAUGAUCGGCGUAAUCGAGCUUCUUCCAUUAAUCUUGAUGAAUCUGAAGGGAAAUUAAUGGGAAUUGUGCUAAAUAUUCCUGUAAAAAGGUAUGGUGGGUUUUGGAGGAGCAGACAUUGGGUUUCCUUGAGAAGGAUUAAUGGGGUUUGGUAUAACUUGGAUAGUGACUUUGAAUCUCCUUACUCAUUUGGAAAUAUCGAAGAAUUAAGGGAUUUUUUGGAUGGUGCCAUUGAUGGCGGUACUGAGGUACUGCUUGUAAAGGAUGAUGACUAGUUACCUACAUUAGAGAUUGGAUUGGUUUAUCCUUUUAGGCACUUUAAAACUGGUUAUAGGGUGAAGGUUUUUCUGCAUGUUGCAAUUUAAGGCUGUUCUACAAGUUCAUGUUGUGGUGAAAUGUGGUCGAUUGUGAUUGGGAUCUCUUAUGAUUCAAAAUUGAAUUAAAAAAAUGGUAAAAUGGCCAUGGAGAGAUGCUCUUUUAGAUGGUGCAUACACACUCAUAUUUAGUUAUUUGAGAUUUCAAAUGUGAGCGCUCCUCAAUGGUAUUGCAAGUUGAAUAUCUACUAUGUGUUCUCUUUACCAGUUUGUAACUUUAUUGCUGCUUUAUAUAGAGGUUUUUGUGUUAUAAACACAUGGUUCAGUGGGUUUAUUAUUUACUCCGUUGAGCAGAAAAGAGUUAUGGUUUACAUCCAUCAACCUAUUCUUUCUUUGUCAAGAUUCUUGUAUAUUCUGGCAAUACUCUCAAAGAACAUCAAUUGAUCAUAUAGGAUUCAUCUAUUUGUGCGUUUGUAGCC